CAAANCUGAAGCUGCUGUCGCCGCUGUGGGAGCGCGAGCAGACAGCGCUGCUGCGGGAGAUGAUCGACGCCGGCAUCGAGGCCAUCCUCAUUAAGGUGGCCGUGCUGGGCCUGGAGCCGGCAAAGCACCUCGGCAAGACCAUCGCCGAGAUGUACGACGAGCUGGUGGCGCUGAAGGACCGCUACGGCAUCAACGUCUGCGGCGAGGGCGGCGAGUACGAGACGCUGACGCUGGACUGUCCGCUCUUUCGCAAGCGCAUCGUCAUCGACCAGAUGGAGAUCAUCCGGCACGGCUACACCGCUGAAGAUGGCGGGGGUGAUGAGAAGGGCCUCGCCCAGGUCGCCUACAUUCAGCCGCUGAAGAUGCACCUCGAGGAGAAGAAGAAGGUGGUGGUGGUGGAAAAGACGACUUUGUAG
This is a messenger RNA of Rhagoletis zephyria (snowberry fruit fly), 416 nucleotides long. The record is from RefSeq and is a predicted model, not a curated record. Lineage: Eukaryota; Metazoa; Arthropoda; Insecta; Diptera; Tephritidae.